Molecule: messenger RNA, 783 nt
Organism: Helianthus annuus (common sunflower)
Lineage: Eukaryota; Viridiplantae; Streptophyta; Magnoliopsida; Asterales; Asteraceae
Product: protein FAR1-RELATED SEQUENCE 5-like
Exons: 3
Coding region: 1-783 (260 amino acids)
Biological process (GO): regulation of DNA-templated transcription
Source: RefSeq, a predicted model, not a curated record
AUGGCUUCGAACACACUUGCUGAUGGUGGAGAUGAUGCACCUAAUUACCAAUUACGUGGUGUUGACCAAGUCUCUCCAAACACUGGAACAAAGAGAUAUAUUCCAGAUUCACCCUCUUCGUUGACGCCAGCAGAGGGCAUGUUAUUCGACACAGUUGAUGACGCGUAUAACUUUUAUAAAACUUACGCAGAAGCGGGAGGUUGGACUGAGGGUCAAAAAGACUUUCGACCGGUCGAUACUUUAGUCGAACAGCCGUCUGAUAGGUGGGUACGUAGGGUACCAUCCAAAAGGACCGGCUGCCAAGCUGCGAUCAGAAUAAAGCUUACCGAUGCUAAGAAGUAUUUGCUGUAUCAUUUUACAGAGGCGCACAACCAUGAUUUUGUGCAUGAAGAAGAUUUACAUCUUCUCAAGGAAAACAGAGGUAUUAAUCGUGCACACGAAGAGAUGAUAAACAAGAUGUCACAUCUCAACAUUGGUCCUGUUCGUGCAUUUAACAUUAUGAAGGAAGUGUAUGGUGGGUUCAACAAAGUCGGUGCGACCAAAGUCGAUUUUAAAAAUUUCAAGAAAGAGUUAAAUCUUUUUAUCGGGGAGUUUGAUGCGAAAAUGUUUGUCAAGCGACUGAUGAGGAAAAAGGAGUUUUUACCGAACUUCUCUUGUGAAUACGAAACGACAGACGAAGGUGUGUUGAAGUGCAUUUUUUGGGCCGACGAGGAUAUGAAGAGGAAUUAUUAUAUGUUUGGGGACGUUAUAUCAUUUGAUGCUACCUACAAGCGUAACAAGUAA